GAACUAAUUAGUACAAUGCUUGUGUUUACACUUUUACUCAUUGGAGUUCACAAGUAUGAGAGAUUCACAAAGUAAACUUUGUAACUUUGUGAAUUCACACCUCCCUUAAAAGCUCUUAGGGCCAGAGAGCACUAUGGGAGAAAACCCAUAAUCCCAUUCUCUCAGAAGAUAUAAGGCCAGUGAAGAGAGAUCUAUUCCAGAAUAUAUUUUCCAUUUGGUGGCAGAAGAGAGUUCAGCUUGAUUGGAGAGGAGCACUCUGGUGCAGACACAGAGCACUUUGAGAGAUUUCAGCGGAAUUACUCCAGAAGCCCUCUCUCCGAGGCAAGAAAGAAUAUUUUCCACUUGCCUGACUGGUGGCAGAAGAAAGAGUUUUCAGAGGAAGAAGCUACGAGUCGAGAGUUCAGCGGACAACCAGAUUCAUCUUCAUCUCACACCACUGUGGUUGGUGUCUGGGCUCCUGCACGCCCCCCACUGAGACCAACCUGAUCUGAAAGACCUAUCAGAAAGCUAGCCGAACCCCAAGUGAAGGAGACAAGAGAUUCAUUCCAUCUUUGUGCUGGCUGGAGGCUGAAGAAAGCAGAGGCAGAGGCUGAAGGACAAAACUUUUGGAUUUGGAGACAUUUGGAGGGCUCUAAGCUAAACCGGCUGUGUUUUGAGAAGAACAAGAACUCCAACAUUUUGGCGCCCUGAACGUGGGACUAACAGACCCCUCAGUGGAUUUCAAUGGAAAAGCUACAAUCCUGAUUCAAGUGGAAAAGCCUCUGAUCCUGAUCCAGUGGAAAAGACUCUUCAGCCCAGAAAUUAGAUACCAAAUAAUAAAUAUGUCAACUGAUGUACUUCCAACACCUCCUGAGUCAGAUUGUGUGAAAACAAAACUGGACUCGAGUAAGGAUCAAACUGAACUACUGAAGCCAAGUUUUGACAAAGGAGAAGCUCCUGAGCAGAUGUCCAAGCGACAGAUGAAGAAACUAAUGAGGCAAAAACAAUGGGAAGACCAAAGAGAACUCCGCAAGCAAAAACGCAAGGAAAGACGCCAGAGAAGAAAAUUGGAACGCCAAUCUCACCUGGAAUCAAACUCAGAUGGCCAUGAUAGAAAACGUUUUCGAAGUGAAGCUGUUCCCAGUCCACUCCGUCUUAUUGUUGACUGCAGUUUUGACAAUUUGAUGGUUUCAAAGGAUAUUAAAAAGCUUCAUAAACAGAUUCAGAGGUGUUAUGCAGAAAAUCGCCGAGCAUCACAUCCUGUGCAGUAUUAUUUGACCAGUCAUGGAGGUCAGCUGAAAAAGAUCAUGGAUGAAAAUGACAAAGGAUGGGUCAACUGGAAGGAUAUUCAUAUCAAACCAGAGCACUACAGUGAACUUAUGAAGAAAGAGGACCUGAUCUAUCUUACGUCAGAUUCACCUAAUAUACUGAAGGAACUAGAUGAGUCCAAGGCCUAUGUGAUUGGAGGACUGGUUGAUCACAAUCAUCAUAAGGGUAUCACAUAUAGACAAGCAUCAGAGCAUGGAAUUCAUCAUGCACAGCUUCCACUUGGGGAUUUUGUGAAAAUGAAUAGUCGAAAAGUUUUAGCUGUUAAUCAUGUUUUUGAGAUCGUAUUAGAAUACCUCGAGACAAGAGACUGGCAGGAAGCAUUUUUUAGCAUCCUUCCUCAGCGGAAAGGUGCUGUCCCCGCAGACAAAGUCUGUGAAAACUCUUCACAUGAACAUGCCAGCAACAGGGCUAAGGAUGAGGAGGAGAGCGACUCUAGUGCAGAAGAAAACACUGAAAAUGUGCUGGACCCACCGCAAAAAGGAGAGGGGCCAGACAGAAUGGACAGCACAUAAUCUCAGCAGUGAUGUCUGCAGAGAGAGCAGCAGAGGUGCCCCCAACUUCUGGCAUAGGAAACAAAAUCUACAUCCCUAUUAUGCUCGUUAUUUAGUUAUUAGUUAUUCUAAAUUGAAGAGUCCUUUGAAUACUAACUGAACAAAGACAAUUUUUUCAUUUCUUCUCAACUGUUUAGAAAAUGAGUGUCUAAGGAAUUAAUACUUAAUGGCUGAACAUUAUGCAGACAGAGCAUACAGGACUAGAUAGAGCACUGGACCUGGAGUGAGGAAGACCUCGAGUUUGUAUCUUGCUACAGACAUUAGCUGGGGGAGCUUGGGCACAUCAGUUUCCUCAUUGGUGAAAAAAAGGCUCCUGUAAUGGCACAUAUCUCAUCUCACAGGGCUUAUUGCGAGCAUGAAACAAGAUAAUACAUUUGUGAAGAACUUUGUAAAUUAAAGUGUUAAAUAAAUCUUAAUUAUUUCAA
Antechinus flavipes (yellow-footed antechinus) is the source of this 2284-nucleotide messenger RNA. It is a transcript of the gene TRMT10A, whose product is annotated as tRNA methyltransferase 10A. Bases 822 to 1820 code for a protein of 332 amino acids. The record is from RefSeq and is a predicted model, not a curated record. Gene Ontology annotation, biological process: tRNA N1-guanine methylation. Gene Ontology annotation, molecular function: tRNA binding. The transcript is spliced from 8 exons. Gene Ontology annotation, cellular component: nucleoplasm; cytosol; nucleus. Lineage: Eukaryota; Metazoa; Chordata; Mammalia; Dasyuromorphia; Dasyuridae.